UUUUGAAAGCUAAAAUUUAGUAAUUAUAGUUAAUUUCGCCGCAAAAUAUAUUUUAAUAUUAAUUUUAAGUGUACAUACUUCAUGAGUGCGGUAUUGUAAAUAUCAAUCGUACGCUUCAAGCCCUAAAAAUCGGUGUUCCGAUAUCACGUAUUUGUCGCGAAGUGUGGUGUGUUUAUUCCCGAUGCUGUGAUACUUCAGCUGUAUUUUGGCUCUAAAAUGGACAUCGACGUUAGCAAGGAGAAUAUUCAGCCUUUGAGAGGUGGCAGAAACUUGGCUCAGCUGGGUACGGCGCUGCAGGCUCAAUCAGAUGUUGAUGCCCAGAGGCAGCUGCAGUUGCAAAAAGAGGAGCAUGAGGCUGCUAUCAGGCACUACCAGGGGUCUGACCCUCUGGAUCCAUGGUUCAAUUAUAUACAAUGGGUAGAACAGUGCUACCCAAAACAUGGUCAUGAGGGCCAUAUUGACAAGUUGAUCAAAGACUGCUUGUUAUUGUUUGAGAAGGACGAGAGGUACUAUCAAGACAGGAGGCUUGUUAAGUUGUGGAUAAAAUAUGUUGAUUGUCUCUCCAACCCCCUGGAGAUAUACCAAAGGCUCUACAACACAGGCAUAGGCGUAGAAUGCUCAGAAUUCUACCGAGCCUGGGCCUGCUACUGCGAGGAGUCUGGAGACUUCAAGAAAGCCAACCAGGUGUACAUGUUAGGGCUCCAGGCUAAAGCGCAGCCCCUGGAUGAGCUUGAACAGGCCCAUAUGAACUUCCAACUAGUCUUCGCACAAAGAAUGCUCCAUGACGAUUCACCAACAAAAAGGAAGGCAGCAUCCGCCCUAGCCGAGACCAGAAUGGCACUCACCUCCCUCAAGUCGUUCAAGCGACGGAAUAUAGCCAAUGUGCCCAUUCAGAGGGUCGGGGAUAGCAUAAGAAGUGUUGUGCCUGGAGUGGUGCGGCAACAGCAGGGUUUUGAUUCUAGAAUGCCUAAUUCUAAUGUUAUGGUCAGCGUUUAUGAGGAUGCCCCAUCAACCUCACAUUCUGCCGUCCCAAUGGCCGACAACCCAGGCCCGGCCUCCAUAGUCCAAUCGUGUGGCAAUGUAGAGAAUGAGAAGGAAGUUGGGAUAUGGACUAAUGCUAAAACAAAAAUGGUACACACCAAUGUUGUACCGCAUCAGCCUUUGCCUUUUACUCCUUACGUAGACGAAGAAGAUGUCCUGAAACUUCCAGCCAACCAUAUGCCUUAUUGUGUAGACGACCUUACGUUUACCGUACCUUUGAAUGUACCUGACCCUGUUGACCCUACUAAAAUUCCGUGUUAUAAUAAGACUCAGGUAUACAUAGAUGACACUGAAUACAGUUUAGAAGAAAUUAGAUCAAGAAAAUACAAUUUAGAAAGAAAAUCCAAAGCAGUCUACGACGAAACCGUGGUAGAGGAACAACGAACUAGCAAAAUAAACGAAACUUUGGCCCAGUGCAGCGCACUCGAGACCCUAGCCAACUGCGCUUUAGACGCUGAGCAAGACCACUUAGGUCAGCUCAUGCCUCUCACAAUGCCUACCAUACAAAACGUCACUAAAGUAACUAACAUGCACUCGCCGGGCGAACCUAAAGUCUUAGUCAAUUUAGACUCUAAAGAACUAAGCCAGUUAUCAAAGAAUGACGAAAACCAGAGGCCUGAGAAGCAAGACAAACCGUAUGGGAAUGAGGCCGGUGCGAACUAUGGCAAGAAUAAUCUGCUGGAAGAGUUUAAUAGGAGUAUGAUGGGGAAUCUGCUUGGUGAUUCUAUAACCAAUGUCACUAUGAAUACGAAGGAGGCGCGAUGGGAGCUGAGAAACAUUUUUAAUGACAAUGAACCAUCCAUGGUGCAACCAGUAGUGCAACAGUUCGACGUAUCCAACAUGAAGUUCGACAUCCACGAAGACAGGUCCAUGACGAUGGCUCUCACUAAGAAGAAGCAAGACUCCGGGGCUCACUCAGUACCCCAGGAUAAGGAGAAUGCUAACAAAUUCAACAGUCCUGAUGCACGGAGUGCGGGCAAAAACAUGUAUUUCGAAGAAACCCAAUUCACCCAAGCGUUCAACUUCGACGUAAAAGACGCCAGCACGCCAAACAUGUCGCAGUUCAAAAAACCAAACAGCAUAGACCAUACGAACAAGUCUACCGUCCCCAAGUUCCAUAUGGACGAGAGUACGAUAGAACUGCAGAGUGGAAUUGGGAAAAGGGACGAUUCGAGGCAGUUGGGAGAGCAUGCGACGGCCGACACGCAGGGCGCGCUGUCUGUUAUAAUGGAGGCUACGAGGGAAUCUACCAGUAAAUCGGGCUCCAGUACAUCCAGUCAGUCUACAAGAAAUAACUACACCAAUUACACAACUACGCCAUUCGAUUCUAUGUACCAUAACGACCAAGGUCCACCAACGGCUUCCAAAAGGAAUUCUAUAUCGACGCAACCACGACUAGCUAACGGGCAUUUCGCAAGCAGAGCAUACCCGCAGAAGCGAGAAGAGGCAAAACCUCAGCCCUCGCCAGCAGCCCCGUAUUUGUCCCACGACCACCAGUACCAGAAGCCAUCACCUCAAAACUACAAUGGAUACACUCCCCAAAGACCGGCCGCCCCGCAGGUCAACCCAUACCAACAAUACGGCUACCAACAACAAUACCCCAACCAACCUCAGCAGGGCUACGCAACCCCGAACCCAAACCCCUACAACAGCCCGCAACACGCCGGCAUUCAGAGCCCUCAUCAAAUGAGCCCUUCAGUCCCUCCCGGCUUCCAAAGCCCGACUUAUCAAUACCAAAACCCUUCACAACCCAUGAUGAGCCCCCAACAAGUGUACCCCGGCCGGCAAGACUACUACGGACAAGAACGACACGUGUACGCCAAUCAACAGCAGCCGGCUCCCUUCCAGAGCCCGCCCCAUCAAGCCCAGUACCAAAACAACCCCUACUACCAGAGAACUAGUCAACCCCAAGUCCCCUCCCCCAAUCAAAGCUACAGCCAACAAAACUACCACAUGCACAAUCAAUACGGCAACGCUAACAUGUAUCAACAGAACCAAAACUACCAGAUGCAGAACUCGUACCGGCAAUCACCCAAACAAAUGGAAAAUGGACAAGCUGGCUACGGAUCACAAAAUCAACCCUUCCAAAUAUAUCAAAGCCCUCAACCUCAACGUGCUGCGCACAAUAGCAAUAAUAUGAGCCACGAGAGCAUUCCCGAGACGCAAGUGAAGCAAAGCCCUCACGAACAAAACGCUAUGAAUAAAGUCAGUCCUCCUAAACCCCCAGUGCCCCAUAAGAGUCCUACAUCAGCUUUAAGAAACGUCCGGCACGACCAACCAAAUGUCAAACUCGGCCAGAAUUCUCCCGACAUCGGAUUCUCAAACCAGUUCCUCAACUUUAUAUCUAAUAGGAAUGAACCGAAAGAUAAUGCCAACACUCCUAAGUUCACAAACAGUCCAAGCAUAUCUCAGAAGAUGCAUAAAAACCUUUACGUUUCGAGUCCUGAGCAGGCUCAGAUACCACCUUCUUCUGGGCUUUCGGAUUCUGACAGCAAAGACGGCUUAACAGCACAAACGAAUACGCCAAUCCAAUCGGCGAAGGUGUCUCAAGUUAUUGACAAACAAAAGGAUAUAUCGAAACGGCAGCUUGACUUUGAACAGCGAGCCGAAUUCCAAUCUGAAGAUAGUAGAGACUCUAUAAGCAAGGAAAGCAGAAUCUCCUCAGUAUAUUCCAGACAAUCAGACUUCCAAUCCGAUGGCUACGGAAUGGACGUGGACAGCGAAAACUCCAUGGAGUGUGCAGCGUAUAAAUCUACGCAUUCGAUCUCUUUAGUAGAAACCAGUGACAUACCCAGACCGGCAGACAUUGAGUUCCCAGAUGUAAUAGACCCAUUUAACAAAAAGCUACUAACUUCAUUGUUAGACUACGUCAAGUUUCCUAAUAAAACUCACGCUGAAGGUUACAAUGAGGUACGGUCAGUGCCCAAGUUGCAGGUAGCUACAACAGUAGGAGUUGGAAACAAUAAAUUUGCCGUGGAAAAGCAACUGGGCAAAGGAAAUUAUGGAGCUGUGUUUUUGUGCUUAGAAAUACAUAGCAACAAAUCUGUGGCUGUGAAAUAUCAGAAACCUGCUAGGCCUUGGGAGUUUUAUAUCUGCCAGGAAAUCAAAGCGAGGAUAAAGGAUCCAUUCAUGCUCUCAGGCUACAUGGACAUCACAACAGCGUUUAUCGGAGACAACGCCAGUCUUUUCGUGUCCGAAUACUCAAAAUACGGGUCCCUGUUGGACGUGGCCAACAAGAUCCGAAUGGCUACCUCAAAGUGUAUUAACGAAUUUAUAGUCUUCCUGCUUACUGCGGAGAUGCUGUCAAUAGUUCAUUACUUGCAUAAAGCACAAAUUAUACAUGCCGACAUCAAACCUGAUAACUUCUUGUUGAUGAAAAUACCUACGCAAGAAUGGAGGACCCCAUCCCUGCAGCUAAUCGACUUGGGCUGUUCCAUCGAUAUGUCCUUGUUCCCUGAGGGAACAACGUUUAGAGAACUAAUCGCCACAGAAGGCUUCACAUGUACUGAGAUGAGAGAAGGCAAGCCUUGGACGUACCAGACCGACCUGUACUGCCUCGCCGGGACUAUACAUGUCAUUCUGAUGGGCAGUUAUAUGAAGGUAGCUAAUCGCGUUGGUCAGUGGAAUAUAGAGAAGAAAUUGCCUCGAUACAUGAAGAGUUUAUGGGACAAAAUAUUUACGACACUGCUGAAUGUCCCUGACUGCAACAAUUUGCCUGACCUCAUGGAACUGAAGGAAGACAUAGACAAACUACUCAUUUCAACUGAUGUAUUAACCUCCCAGCUCCGUACCUUUGCUAAUGUGCUUAAAUCUAGGUAAAUGCAAAUGGUUUAGAUUGUAUUUAUUGCAUUUAGAUAUUAUGGCAAUUGUAAAAAAUAUGAUAUAAUUAAAUAUACAAACUAUUUUUAAGUUUUAAAUUUCCAUGAAUUUUCAUUGGGCUAUAGAAUGUCAAGAUGCAAAGGCACUGGUCACAUCGCGAGAUAGUAAGCUAUCGGCUAUAAAAACGAACGAAAGACUCCCGU
This is a messenger RNA of Leguminivora glycinivorella, 5063 nucleotides long. RefSeq names its product mitotic checkpoint serine/threonine-protein kinase BUB1 beta-like (gene Bub1). The transcript has 14 exons. Gene Ontology annotation, biological process: mitotic spindle assembly checkpoint signaling; meiotic sister chromatid cohesion, centromeric; protein phosphorylation. NCBI's taxonomy places the organism in Eukaryota, Metazoa, Arthropoda, Insecta, Lepidoptera, Tortricidae. The record is from RefSeq and is a predicted model, not a curated record. Gene Ontology annotation, molecular function: ATP binding; protein kinase activity. Bases 217 to 4860 code for a protein of 1547 amino acids.